This is a messenger RNA of Annulohypoxylon truncatum, 944 nucleotides long. Its product is annotated as autophagy-related protein 16. NCBI's taxonomy places the organism in Eukaryota, Fungi, Ascomycota, Sordariomycetes, Xylariales, Hypoxylaceae. The record is from RefSeq and is a predicted model, not a curated record. The coding region runs from base 173 to 670 and encodes 165 amino acids. The transcript has 2 exons.
CUUACAUUAUACCCCUCCAAUCCAAUCCAAUCCAAACCUAAUGCCUAUGACUGGGGAUUGUGGAACUUUAGCCCGUUAGGUACCUACUUAGAUACUUUCCACCCAGCAUUUAAAAGCUGCGCCUUGUUAAUUGAACGUCGCAAAUGAUACUACUAUGUAGACAGAAACCACCAUGACCGACUGGCGAAGCGACUAUCUCGAUUCCCUGCAGGAAGCAGAGCGGAAUAACCCGGUGAACAAGGACCUCGUCCAAGCUUGCUCCCAACUUGCCGAUCGUGUAGCCGCUCUCGAGGCCGAGAAGGCCGUGUGGAAAGCAUCAGGUAAACAGCAGCAAUCGCCGGAAAAGCCGGCGUCAGGCAAAGCUACCGCCGCGACCGAGACAACGACAAAUUCGGACCCGAGCGUCGCACAGCUGAGGCUAGAUCUCGCCGAGGCGCUAAGAUCAAAGGGCCAGCUGCAGAGUAGGCUCAAGACCGCCGAAGACGAGUUGCAGAAACUGCGGACAAAGACUAAAGUCGACACGAAGCGGAUCAGCGACUUGACGAUCGAGAGAAAUGCUAUUGCGGCGAAGCUAGGAGACCGCAACGAAGAGCUAGUUGGGAAAAAUAAAAUGUUGAAGGUAUGGGCCAAUGGUAGACUAGGCAGACACACCACACUGUGCCGCUGCUAAUACGUAGUUGUAGGAUAUCCAGGAUGAGAACCUGACUCUUAACAUUCAGCUGGACGUCACCGAGCAGAAGGCGGCAAAGCUCACUGCUGAGAACAAGGACCUGGUAAAGAGGUGGAUGGAAAGGAUGAAAUACGAGGCUGAUGCUAUGAAUAUGGAAAAUGAGGCACCGAGCGGUAAGAGCCGGAGGUGACGCUCCAGCAUGAUUGAAAAGUAUCGGCUCACUAUAUUGUAACGCUGCACUCUAUUUAUGAAGCUUAGCCUAGACCUGUAUAGU